CAACAUGGACGUGCACAGGCACGGGAAUUGUUUUGCGAUUCCCAAUGACAACAGAUGUUGAUCAUACAUUACAGAGAGCAAUGUCUUUUAUGCGUGGUCAUAAGAGGAAACGUAAGCUCAAUGCUGAGGAAGGAGAGCUCUUUAGUGAAGGAGAAAAUGCUGAUCCACGACGUGAAGAUGCUGGGAAGUCAGAAGAGAGGCGUAGGAUAAGAAAGCGCAAAAAGCAGCUGUUUCGACAACUGAGGCAGCAGAUUGAGUUCUAUUUCUCAGAGCCAAACCUUAGCAAAGACAAGUACAUGAUGGAGCUCAUGCAUGGGAACACCACUAACUGGGUUGCAUUGUCAGAAUUGAUGAAGUUUAAUCGAAUUAAGAGCCUCACCAGUGAUGUGAAAGACAUUCGCAAGGCCCUCUCUCACUCUGACAACCUUGAGGUCUCCCCUGAUUUGACAGCUGUUCGUCGGAAAUCUCCAGUUCAACCCAAGGAAGACUCAGAUGAUUGCACCAUCUAUAUUGUAGUCCAGUUCGUCUCGUUCGACCUCCGCAUCGUCGGGGUCGACGGACUGACGACGCAUCGCCGAAACGCGAGAAUCGCCUCAGGUGUUCGCAGACCCCGGCGCCGUCAGGAAUGGCGCCUCGGAUGCGGCGCUGGCAAGCAGAGCGCCGGCAUGGGGGCGCGUUUACGGCGUCGUCCUGACUGCCGAGCCGGCGCUUCUUGGCCGAACUGA
Molecule: messenger RNA, 725 nt
Organism: Darwinula stevensoni
Lineage: Eukaryota; Metazoa; Arthropoda; Ostracoda; Podocopida; Darwinulidae
Source: the annotation of a GenBank genome assembly